Messenger RNA from Talpa occidentalis (Iberian mole), 3083 nucleotides. RefSeq names its product Rho GTPase activating protein 4 (gene ARHGAP4). Lineage: Eukaryota; Metazoa; Chordata; Mammalia; Eulipotyphla; Talpidae. Gene Ontology annotation, cellular component: cytoplasm. The record is from RefSeq and is a predicted model, not a curated record. Gene Ontology annotation, molecular function: protein binding. Gene Ontology annotation, biological process: signal transduction; negative regulation of cell migration.
AUGGCCGCGCACGGGAAGCUGCGCCGGGAGCGGGGGCUGCAGGCCGAGUAUGAGGCGCAAGUCAAAGAAAUGCGCUGGCAGCUGAGCGAGCAGCUGCGCUGCCUGGAGCUGCAGGGCGAGCUGCGGAGAGAGCUGCUGCAGGAGCUGGCCGACUUCCUGCGGCGCCGCGCCGAGGUGGAGCUCGAGUACUCCCGAGGCCUGGACAAACUGGCUGAGCGCUUUGCUGGCCGUGGAGGUCGCCUGGGGGGCAGCGGCCGCGAACACCAAAGUUUCCGGAAGGAGCCGGCCCUCCUGUCGCCCUUGCACUGCUGGGCUGUGUUGCUGCAGCAGACGCGGCAGCAGAGCCGGGAGAGGGCGGCCCUCAGCGAGGUGCUGGCCGGCUCCUUGGCCCAGCGUCUCAGCCACAUCUCGGAGGACGUGGGCCGCAUUGUCAAGCAGAGUAAGGAUUUGGAGCAGCGGCUGCAGGAGGAGCUCUUGGAGGUGGUGUCAGAACUUCAGACGGCCAAGAAGACGUACCAGACUUACCACGUGGAGAGCAUGAACGCCGAAGCCAAGCUCCGGGAAGCAGAGCGGCAGGAAGAGAAGCGGGCAGGCCGGACAGUCACAACGGCCACCACCACCGAGGCAGGGCCCCUUCGCAAGAGCUCCCUUAAGAAGGGAGGGCGCCAGGUGGAGAAGCGUCAGGCCAAGUUCUUGGAGCACAAACUCAAGUGCACGAAGGCACGCAACGAAUACCUGCUCAGCCUGGCCAGUGUCAAUGCUGCUGUCAGCAACUACUACUUGCGCGAUGUCUUGGACCUCAUGGAUUGCUCUGACACCGGAUUCCACUUGGCCCUAGGCCAGGUGCUCCGGAGCUACACUGCUGCUGAGAGCCGCACCCAGGCCUCCCAGAUGCAGGGCCUGGGCAGCCUGGAAGAGGCAAUAGAGGCCCUGGAUCCUCCAGGGGACAAGGCCAAGGUGCUGGAGGUGCAUGCAGUUGCCUUCUGUCCCCCACUGCGCUUUGACUACCAACCCCAUGAGGGAGAUGAGGUGGCUGAGAUCCAGGUUGAGAUGGAGCUGCGGGAUGAGAUUCUGCCCAGGGCCCAGAAUAUCCAAAGCCGCUUGGACCGACAAACCAUCGAGACCGAGGAGGUCAACAAGACACUGAAGGCCACAUUGCAGGCCCUGCUGGAGGCGGUGGCCUCGGACGAUGGGGACGUGCUCGAGUCCUUCCAGGCCUGUCCCUCCACUGAGUCCCUCAAGUCAACCAGCUCCGAUCCAGGGGCUCGGCAGGCUAGCCGAAGGCGGAGCCAGCUGCAGGAAACAGAGACCUUCUAUCUCACGAAGCUGCAGGAGUACCUGAGUGGACGGAGCAUCCUCGCCAAGCUGAAAGCCAAAAAUGAGAAGCUGCAGGAAGCCCUUCAGCGAGGUGACAAGGAGAUGCAGGAGGCAUCCCGGACCCAGUAUACACAGAGAAAAUUCCAGAAGAGCCGCCAUCCCCGCCCCAGCUCCCAGUAUAACCAGAAACUCUUUGGGGGCAAUAUGGAGAAGUUUAUCCAGAGCUCAGGGCAGCCUGUGCCGCAGGUGGUGGAGAGCUGUGUCCGCUUCAUUAACCUUCACGGCCUGCAGCACGAGGGCAUCUUCCGGGUGUCGGGCGCCCAGCCCCGGGUUUCAGAGAUCCGAGAAUCUUUCGAGAGAGGGGAGGACCCGCUGGUAGAAGGCUGCACUGCCCGUGACCUGGACUCGGUGGCCGGGGUGCUGAAGCUCUACUUCCGGAGCCUGGAGCCCCCCCUCUUCUCCCCGGACCUGUUCGGGGAGCUGCUGGCCUCUGUGGAGCUGGAGGCCCCGGUGGAGCGUGUGGAGCAUGUGAGCCGCCUCCUGGCCCGGCUUCCCAGCCCGGUACUGGUGGUCCUGCGCUACCUCUUCAGCUUCCUCAACCACCUGGCCCAGUACAGCGACGAGAACAUGAUGGACCCGUACAACCUGGCCGUGUGCUUCGGGCCCACGCUGCUGCCUGUGCGCGGGCAGGACCCGGUGGCCCUGCAGGGCCGAGUGAACCAGCUGGUGCAGACCCUCAUUGUGCAGCCGGCGCGGGUCUUCCCACCCCUGACCCUGCUGCCAGGCCCUGUCUACGAGAAAUGCAUGGCACCACCUUCUACCAGCUGCCUGGGGGACACCCCGCUGGAGGGCCUGGCGGGGGACAGUGAGCUGGACCUGGAAGCUGGGACCCCGACCCCAGAGGACGACUUGGAGGGCGUCGUGGAGGCCGUGGCCUGCUUUGCCUACACCGGCCGCACAGCCCAGGAGCUGACUUUCCAGCGUGGGGACGUGCUGCGGCUGCACGAGCGCGCCUCCAGGGACUGGUGGCGGGGCGAGCGUGCAGGCGCCCGCGGCCUCAUUCCCCACAAUUACAUCUCGCUGUCGGCGGGGGCGGAGAGACCCGUGGCGGUGGUGCCGCAGAAUGCAGGGGAGCUGGCGAGCAGCCCGGAGGGCCCCCUGGGCAUGGACUUUGCCCGUCGGCCAGAGCCGUGCACCCCACCUGAUGCUGGUGGCCCCUCUGGGCACAGACGGCACUGCUUCGUCCCCACGUCCCCGGAUCGGCUCAUUGAGGUGGAUGAGGCGGUGGCACAGAACAUGGGCUCCGUGUUCAGAGAGCUCUUGGGGAAGACAGCAACUCGACAGGCUCUCGGGCCCACGCCCACCAGCACCCCCAGCCCCGGGCCCCGCAGCCGCUUGGGCAAGAACAAAGGCUUCUCCCGCGGCCCUGGGACCCCAGUGUCACCCUUGGAGCCCCAACCCCAGGGCCUGGACUCGACCCUCAAGCCACACUGAUGCCCUGCUGGCUGUACAGGCCCGCGUGCCCUCCGCAGCCCUCUCCCUAGACCUCUGCUUCCCCUAGCUCUGCCCUGCAAGCACAGGGCGCUGCUUUUGGCCCUCUGCCUGCCCCAACCUGGCCCUGGGCCCCUCUGGGAGCAGCCUGGGGAGGUGGUGGGAACAGGCCCCGCCCAGCUCUGCCUGUGGGCCUACCAGCCCCCAGGCCCUUGUCUGCCUGAGCCCAGGGCGCUCACCUGGUGAGGUUGGCAGGCAUUCAUAAAAAACCUGUG